This is a messenger RNA of Daphnia pulex (common water flea), 2730 nucleotides long. RefSeq names its product SET and MYND domain-containing protein 4-like. Lineage: Eukaryota; Metazoa; Arthropoda; Branchiopoda; Diplostraca; Daphniidae. Gene Ontology annotation, molecular function: protein binding. Bases 565 to 2523 code for a protein of 652 amino acids. The record is from RefSeq and is a predicted model, not a curated record. The transcript is spliced from 5 exons.
AUAGCAGACGAAAAAGAAAAGAAUUUUUUGUUUAAAGGGGGGAAGAGUAAGAAAAUUCUUGGUGGGGGAUUUUUAUUUAAAUUUUUCUGAAAAAGAGAAGUAAGGGUUAGAAAAAUCCAUUUUUGGCGUGUUUCAUCAGAAUUUUUACAUAUUCGGACAAGCCAAAAGUUCUCGCGCCACCAACACGAGGUCAUGUGAAAACUGAUUCAACAUGACGUCUGCUGGUUAUUCGGGCUGCUGCUUGUGCUUGUUACCAUUUCAGCGUGAUGAAUGAGAAUACUCGCGUCUUGAUUACCCAAGUGGAAAACGUGCUCAGUCUCUCUUGUUGUUGUUGUUUUGGUGCUUGACUGUGACUUUCUGAUUGCUUCACAAGCUCAAAAAAGGUCUUCUAUUCUUGUGUGAUAAAUCUGUCAUCCCUGCGGCUUUGUCUGAAUUCAUUCAGUGAAACCUCUCUGGCCCCUCAGCCGGCUGUGCAGAAGAAACACAAGCCUUUAUUAACAUUCUUGAACCCGUGACUCUGCAGGUGUGUUGCAAUCAGGGGAUUAUUGCGCUUGAUGAAAGAAGAUGGAUUUCGAAAGCCUCUUCACCCAGAUCUGUCACGACCUGGAAAAGAGUGGUGAUGUCAAGGAAAUCUCCACUCGCUUCUCCACUUGCUCAACUGAUGCUCAGCGAAUCUCCUUUGUCUUGGCCCUUGACUCAGUCAGAGCUCGUUUUCAAGAGCCUCUGAGCCUGGCCAAGCGGGCAAUCUCCACACCUUGCAAAUCUCAGCAACUCUCCACUAGUCACCGAGUUGAAGGCAACAACUACUACCAGAAGAAGCUCAACUGGAAAGCCAUCAGCUCUUACAAUCGCAGUCUCCUCGUUGGCGAAGGUGAAGCCCUAGCACUGGCCUACGCCAAUCGUUCGGCCGUGUUCCACGACACGUCAGACUGGCUCCAUUCGUUAAGAGACAUUCAGCUGGCCUUUGACCACGGCUAUCCCAAGCAUCUCGAGUACAAGUUGCGUGAGCGGCAAGGUAAUUGCUGGCUGCAACUGGGACACGUCCGUCAAGCAUUCAUCAGCUUCAAUCUGGCCAGGAAUUUGCUGCUCGUAACGACGACAAAUGCCCAGCAGUCUCACAAGGACAAACUCAUUAGCAUCAACUCGAAGAUAGUCAAACUGGGCGACGACGCCAACCCAACGAUUGGGGUCAGCGAAUCAAACGAAUCGGCGGCGGCGUCCAUCGAACGACAAAUCAUUAAGAAGCGGAGGACUGCGCCCGACUUGAACCGGGACAGCAACGCUCUAUUGCCGGCCGCUUCCACGUCAAUCGAACUAACGGAUUCUGACGAUCGGGGUCGUUGCCUCGUCGCCACUGAAGACAUUCAAAUAGGGACGACGGUCAUCGUGGAAAAGGCCCUGGCUUCGAUACUGCUGGAGGAAUUCAAAGAAUCCCACUGCCAUCAUUGCCUACACUGGACGCCUGGACCCGUACCAUGUCACCAAUGCUCUCAGGUGGGAUUCUGCAGCACGGUGUGCCGUGAUGAAGCCUGGGCCAGUUACCAUCAAUCCGAGUGCGGAUUGACCGACUCUCUUCAUGGGACCAACGUUGGCCAUCACGGAUUAUUAGCCGUGCGGACGGUUCUCAAAGUGGGCAGACAGAGGAUUAUGGACGCCAGUGAAGACGAUGGAUGUAAUCCUGCCGGAGGGGAGGUGUACGAAUCGACCGAUUACGGACGCACCAUCCAUCGCCUUGUUGGCAACACGGCUCGACGCUCCGUUUCGGAUCUCUUCCGGAGAGCUGUCAUGGCUGUUUAUUUAACGUGUUUGAUCCAGCAGAAGCAGCAGCGUGACGGGAAAGGAGAUGAUCCGGAUGAAAUAUUGGCGGCAGCUGUGCUCCAGCUCAUUCAGAGUUACCCCUGCAACGCCCAUGAAAUCUCUCAUCUGGCCUUUCCUCUUCCCGGAACGCCUUCCGGCCCGGAUCUCCCUUCAACACUGCAGCAGAUUAGACUUUGCGAAAUUGGCGCUGCUGCCAUGCCCAUCUUGAGUCUCAUCAAUCACUCGUGCGAUCCCAACGUUGUCCGCGAUUGCUACGGAGACGUCAUCGCCGUCAGAGCCAUCCGGCGGAUCGCCCGUGGGGAUGAAAUCCUCGACAACUACGGCUACCAUUACGCCACCCACGACAAGAAGGAGCGCCAAUUGAAACUGAGCCAGCAGUAUUACUUCCGGUGCAAUUGCCUCGCCUGCACCCAAGACUGGCCCCGCUACGAAGACGCUCCCAAACUGAUCAAUCGUCCGGAAUUGUAUCAUCCCAUCCACCGGGAUAUCGGCAACUUCUCGUCACUCUCGUCCGGCUCCUGUUACCCGGACGGACCUCCGCAUCUGGAAGAGUCGACUCGAUUGUUCAUCGGCUAUUUGGAGGCCAUGGACUCUGAUGCGUCCAUCCAUCUUCCCGUCCAAGAGUACAGCAUGGCGCAAGAAGUUUUGAAGCAUUGCUGGGCUCUAUCGGCCACUUUAAGUCCCCAUCUGGCCGUUGAUGUUUGACCCGACUUGAUUGUUGAUUCGAUAUGGACGUCAUCACUCACUUUUGCCUUGGCUCCGUUUUCCCUUGUGUGUGUGUCGUUUUGGUUAUUUUCUCUCUACUGGAGAAGAUUCUCUUUUGCCACCAACGCUUACAACAACAAUGUAAUGCUUAGCAUUUAUCAGAUGGUUCCGUUUCUGGAAUAAACGGCCUCGAUGCUAUGACUGGAA